Messenger RNA from Alternaria metachromatica, 699 nucleotides. RefSeq lists its product as uncharacterized. The transcript has 2 exons. Lineage: Eukaryota; Fungi; Ascomycota; Dothideomycetes; Pleosporales; Pleosporaceae. The coding region runs from base 1 to 699 and encodes 232 amino acids. The record is from RefSeq and is a predicted model, not a curated record.
AUGGCCGACCAGCGCGCAGUCAACAACGUCCAGGACAGCGUCCAUGAGGACACAGAGAUGCAUGAAGUAGGCGGCGAAACUGACCGUCCCGAUAACGAGUACGGCGACGAGGAAGACGCCGACUACUACGAGGACGAUUACCCAGCGCCUACCAUGAUGCGGGACAUGUUCUUCGAGAACAACACUGAAGAGCUCGGCUACCUUCUUUCUCUGAGCGAAUCAAGGGCGCCAUCUCCCGAUCCGUCAAGCAACGCCGACAUGGGCGAGCAACUCACUGCCGAGGAAGAACGUUCGGACGACAAAUAUCGCAUCAGUCGUCUCACGUACCACCUGUCGCUCUCCAACACUGCGAAUGAGCGCCUACAGGACGCUAGGACUGCCUUGAUCGUGGACCUGGAGAAAGCGAAGGAGGCAGCGAAGGAGGCAGUGAAGGACGGAGAAGAGAAGGUCAGGGACUUGAAGGUCAAGCUGGAGGCUCAGAAGCAAGCGGCCAUCAGCGAUGCGAUAGCACAGGAGCGGAAAGUGGCGCAGCUGCAGCUGCGACUGGAGAGUAUGACUAUGCAGACCAGCGGUAUAGCGCAGCCUGCUGCUGCCGCGCCAGCUGCAGUUGCUGUCCCUUCAACCGAGGUCGCCAUGCCUCCGCGUACGGUUGCUGUCGCCCCCAUUGCAAUCGCAAUCGGCGCGCAAGGUACCAGGUAA